CGGGGCCCCCGCUCCGCCCGGCGGCAGGCGAGGCGCGAAGGGAGACGGCCCCCCCGGCUCCGUGCCGCGCGGCCGGGGCGGGGCUCGAGGCGGGGCUCGAGGCGGGCUACCUGCGGCGGGCCCCGCUGGCCCGGCCCGGCGAGGCGAGGCGAGGCGAGGCGAGGCGAGGCCGCCGUGGAGGCGGCGCGGGCGCGACCGCCGGGUCUCGCUGAGGCGGGGCGGCGGCGGCCGGCGGCAUGAAGGUUAACUUGGGCGUCCUCUCCCUCUUCGUGGCCCUGGUGGGAGCGUCAAGCUUCGUCUUCCUCGUGGUGGCCAUCGCGACGGACUUCUGGUACAUCAUCGAUGCCUCCAGGCUGGAGACGUCCCGCAACGGCACGGACGCCCUCAGCUCGCACUCGGGGCUGUGGCGGACCUGCCGCGUGAGGAGCGAAUGUUACCCUUUGAUAAAUCCCUUCUGGCACGAGAAUGCAAACAUCACCGAUUCACACAGACAGCUUUUGUACAUGCAUGGAACAUUUGUCAUCCUGAUGCCCCUCAGCCUGAUACUGAUGAUUUUUGGAGGAAUGACUGGAUUCAUCAGUAUUCUUGCCAGGGCCUACCUACUGCUUCUAAUGACGGGACUGCUUUUUCUUUUUGGAGCUCUUGUUACACUUACUGGGAUCAGUGUCUAUAUUGCAUAUUCAGCUGCUGCCUUCGAAGAAGCUGUCUGCCUCCUGAGGAGUAAGGAUCUCCUGGUAGAAAUCGACAUCAGGUUUGGCUGGUCACUGGCGCUAGUCUGGAUCUCCUUUGUCGCAGAAGUGCUCACUGGGGCUGUGUUUCUCCUGGCAGCAAGAGUUGUGGGUCUGAAACAGCGACGUGAACAGACAUUAUGAACAACAGAUCUAUUCUACAGUUUAUAUGAUGCUUUUGAAGUGCCUGUGUCACAUGUGGUAGGUAUUUAUAAGAUACUUAGGCAGCUACAAUAACAAAUACUCUAGUGAUCAAAUGUAAUUAGAAAGCCAAUGAAUCUGUUAUUGAAUUACAGCAAUUCUCAUUUCCAUGGCUUUCCUAAAUUUCUCAUUCUGGCUUCCUGCAAUAUCUGGCACAAUGGUAAUAAAGAGUAUCUUCUGCUCCUGAA
Aquila chrysaetos chrysaetos is the source of this 1117-nucleotide messenger RNA. RefSeq names its product transmembrane protein 114 (gene TMEM114). The transcript has 5 exons. Lineage: Eukaryota; Metazoa; Chordata; Aves; Accipitriformes; Accipitridae. The record is from RefSeq and is a predicted model, not a curated record. The coding region runs from base 237 to 872 and encodes 211 amino acids. Gene Ontology annotation, cellular component: apical plasma membrane.